GACCUGCCUUUCGCCGGCAGUGUGGACAGCCCAGGCCGCGACGAGCAUGACGGUGUGAGCCGUUUUGGCAGCAGCGCUCCGGGAUGUGUCUCUGCCCUGCUAUCAUCCUCCAGCACCACCCCUUCAUGGUCCGCACCCGGUUCAAAGCCUGGCUUGCUGCAAGCGCCAUCUAGCCUCAUGCAGGAGACCUUCGGAGAAACCAAAACUGCGGACAGGAACGUGAAGAGCCUCCUCAUGUCAUGUCUGAAAGGGCAGCAGGUCAUCAUCAAAAUGGAGGCCAUGAAGAUUAUCCACCCGGAGAAGUUCUCGGAGCUGCAGAGCUCCCAGUCACGCUACAUGCCGGCAGCCCGCCGGGACCCUCCCCUGGUCGCCAAGCGGGCCUGGCCUUCAGAAUCUGAGAUCAUCGUUAAUCAGGCCUGCGGUGACAUCCCAGCCCUAGACAACAAUCCAGGACCCCUGGGGCUAUCCCGGACCCCGCCCUUGCCCCGGCGCGAGAGGCCGUAUCAAGGGCAGCGCAAGGGCGGCUCCGACAUCUGCUACCACCGCCAAACGCCAGCCUCGGAUGAGGUGAUCGUCAACCAGUACGUCCUGCACCCUUCCACUCCGUGUGAACCACUGGAGUGCCCCACCUGUGGCCACACGUACAACUUCACCAACAAACGUCCACGCAUCCUCUCCUGCCUGCACUCGGUGUGUGAGGAGUGCCUGCAGAUCCUCUAUGAGUCCUGUCCAAAGUAUAAGUUCAUCUCCUGCCCCACGUGCAAGAGGGAAACGGUGCUCUUCACUGACUACGGGCUGGCCGCCCUGGCGGUGAACACCAGCAUCCUCAACAGGCUGCCGGCCGAAGCCCUCUCGGCCAACCAGGUGCAGUGGAGCAGUGAGACGGACCGCAGCUGCUAUCAGACCUUCCGUCAGUACUGUGGGGCAGCCUGCACUUGCCACAUCCGGAACCCGCUGUCUUCUUGUGCCAUCAUGUAAGCCACACGUUUCCGACCCUGCCCCUGGCCUGCCGCCCGAAGUCUUUCACCGGCCUCAGCAGUGGGACUGCAUGAGAGAGAACAGCGUGGCUUCCGUAGGCCCUGGGAGGUGCUGAAGCAGACCAGAAUA
Molecule: messenger RNA, 1107 nt
Organism: Candoia aspera
Lineage: Eukaryota; Metazoa; Chordata; Lepidosauria; Squamata; Candoiidae
Gene: RNF208
Product: ring finger protein 208
Exons: 1
Coding region: 178-978 (266 amino acids)
Biological process (GO): protein ubiquitination
Molecular function (GO): ubiquitin protein ligase activity
Source: RefSeq, a predicted model, not a curated record